AUGUCCCAUUCAAAUGAUGUCGAUAUUGACGAAUUAGCAAAUCGAACUGAAGGAUGUUCAGGUGCAGAAAUUGUUUCUUUGUGUCAAGAAUCAGCUUUAAAUGCCAUGGAAGAAGAUAUUAAUAUAACUCAAGUGUGUCGUAGACAUUUUGUUAGAGCUUUAAAUAAUUUAUCAAAACGCAUUACACCUGAAAUGAUUGAAUUCUAUGAAACUUUUGCUAAAAAAUCCAAAUUAAAACUUAUCUGA
Messenger RNA from Entrophospora sp. SA101, 246 nucleotides. NCBI's taxonomy places the organism in Eukaryota, Fungi, Glomeromycota, Glomeromycetes, Entrophosporales, Entrophosporaceae. The record is from the annotation of a GenBank genome assembly.